Molecule: messenger RNA, 1998 nt
Organism: Yamadazyma tenuis ATCC 10573
Lineage: Eukaryota; Fungi; Ascomycota; Pichiomycetes; Serinales; Debaryomycetaceae
Biological process (GO): DNA-templated DNA replication; DNA synthesis involved in DNA repair
Cellular component (GO): nucleus
Molecular function (GO): enzyme activator activity; ATP binding; ATP hydrolysis activity
Source: RefSeq, a predicted model, not a curated record
AUGACGGACGCAACAUCAGCAGAAAAAGACUCUGGUGAACAACUCCAAUCCCCUCAUGUCAAUGGGGUUCUGUCUCAGACCACCUCUGAGCUUUCAGAAAUCGCCCAGUCCCAACAUGGCGGUUCAGACACAGAGUCGUUAUCAGAUGGAGAAGAUGGUGAGCUACAACAAAACCUUCAACUUCCACUUUCCGAGAUCAUUCGACCAAAAACAUUGACGAAUUACAUUGGCCAGGAUCAUCUCGUUGGUCCACAUGGCCGAAUUCACGAUUUCAUCCGCUUGAAGUACCUUCCUUCAAUGAUUCUUCAUGGCCCACCUGGAGUCGGAAAAACCACCUUAGCAUCUAUAUUAGCAGCAGAGACUGGAUACGUAUUUGUGGAGUUUUCUGCCACCGACGGGACCCUCAUACACCUUAAAAACCUUCUGAGAAUCAUCGAGAUCGAAAACAACAAACGUCAGCUGCAAAACAAGGAUUACCUUCUGUUAGUGGUGUUCAUUGAUGAGAUCCACCGAUUCCGAAUCAACCAGCAGGAUUUCUUGUUACCGUUGGUCGAAGCCGGCCAGUUUGUGUUUAUAGGUGCCACGUCUGUGGAUCCAAAACUGAGAAUUCGAAGAGCUAUACUAUCUCGGUGUCAGGUGUUUGAGUUGAAGAAGUUGCACGAUGGCCAUUUGAUGAUGAUCUUGGAUCAGGCCAUUCUCUACGACAAUAUUAAGCGGAAAACUGUCUACGGUCUACAAUUCCUUGGAUACAACCGUAACAUUAAAGAAUGGCUCAUUGAAAUCGUCAGAGGUGAUUCCAGAAGACUAAUUAACUUUAUUGAGGUCAUAAGCUUGAAUUUCCACAGCAGUGAAUACUGUUAUUCAGGCACUUAUGCCCCGGUCCAGGUCGAAUUUGAAUAUAUUGUUAGACUUUGCGAGGUCCUUCAAACAACCCAAUUGUCACCAUUGUGUUUGAAGCUGGAAUACACUUCUCUCUUUGAAUCAAUUAGGAAUUUCCCAAGCAGAGUUUUUGCUGAGAGGCAGGCCUCUGCCUCAAAGAAAGCUUAUUCCCUUAUACAACAUCCCAGCGAUUCCGAUAAACUCAAUGAGAGGUCUAGUGCCCUAGUGGAUAAUUCGAAUGAUAACUUCUAUCGAAAUGAAGACAAUCACUAUAUCAUGAGAUCAGACAAUGUACUCCAGUACGAAUACGCCAGACAAAUGGAGUUUUCAGACAACGAGUAUGAAAAUACCUCGGGAUAUUUGAGUGAUGCGGAGGUUGAUUAUGCUAUUAGCACGACUAUUAAUCAAAAAUCUAGAUCUGAUAGGUUUCAAGUUGUAUCUGCGAUUUCUACCUUGUUACAGCUUCUAGCAUCCCAUGAGCCUCCAAUAAAAAUCGCUCGAAAUUUGUUGUUAUUUAGCAUUGUUUUUGUGGAUGAUAAUUCCUUGUUGCCCAAGAUCAUGGGUUUGGUGAAAUCCUUCAAAUCAGUGAACAUAAAUGUGCAGAAGGCAUUGAGCAACUUGGUUGAGAAACUAGCCAAAUCUAGAAAACAAAAGGUAUCUGUGGUUCUGAAGCUCAGAAUUGCCAAGCGGUUUUGGAAGCACAGAAGGGCAGACCGACCGAGGGCUCCUCUGCUUGAAGUGGACUACGAUCAACAGUUAAUAGCUUCCUUGUUGCAACCUCCCCGUGCCACUUCGACUUAUAGAAAUGACGAGAUUUCAACCCUUACUAUCGAAACCCUCGAAUUCAACGACCUAGAACUGAAUCUUGGAACUCCAGCUUUUGGUGAAAAUGUACUUGAUCUCCAAACUAGCCAUAACUCUCCAAUAAUAGUUGAGUUAGACGGAGAGGGUGAUAGUCCACACGGUCAACACUCUCCAAUAGUUGUUGAGGAUGACGAGGUGUACUUGAGCGACAGUCCGUUGUCUUCUGUAUCUUCUGAGCUUCUCGAGGCCUUUCCAGAGGCGUCGAAUGCCAACUUUUUGGCCACUUCAGAAACUUCAAUAUCUAGUGACGAUUAA